Haemorhous mexicanus (house finch) is the source of this 5161-nucleotide messenger RNA. RefSeq names its product dual serine/threonine and tyrosine protein kinase (gene DSTYK). The transcript has 13 exons. Gene Ontology annotation, molecular function: protein kinase activity; ATP binding. The record is from RefSeq and is a predicted model, not a curated record. NCBI's taxonomy places the organism in Eukaryota, Metazoa, Chordata, Aves, Passeriformes, Fringillidae. Gene Ontology annotation, biological process: protein phosphorylation. The coding region runs from base 106 to 3522 and encodes 1138 amino acids.
AGGAGAGGAAAUCCUCGGGGAGGUUCCUCCCCGAACGGCGGCAGCCUGGCAGGCCCCGAGAGCUGCCCGCGGUGGGGAGGGGAUAGCGGGGCGGACCCGGAGGACAUGGAGGGCGAGGAGGCCCCGUCAUGGCGGGGUCCCGGCGGGGCCGUGCGGGAGCUCUGCCGCUCCUUCGGCCACUACAACCGGCACCUGGCGCGGCUGCAGCACAACCUGCGAGAGACCAAGAGGUUCUUCCGCGACGUCAAGUUCUCCCAGGGACAUCCCUUCGCCUCAGCGCCUGCCGGUGACGGCCCCCGCUCCGCCUGGGAUGGGGAUGGGGGUCCCGGGGACGGCGGCCCCAGCCCCGUCUCGUUCCCGCGGCACGAGGAGGAGCAGCUGCAGCGCUCGGUGAGCUGGAGGCCCUGCCUGCUGAUCCUGGGCCAGAACUGCCGCGCCAAGGGCCGCCUGCUCAACACGCUGCUGGGCCAGGAGCUGCUGCCCAGCCCCGGGACUGGCACCCAGGAGCUGCUGCCCAGCCCCGGGACUGGCACUGCCACCAAGGAGCUGCUGCCCAGCCCUGUGACUGGCACCGAGGAGCUGCUGCCCAGUGCUGGCACUGAGGGACUGCUGCCCAAGCCUGGCACCCAGGAAUUGCUGCCCAGGGCUGACACUUCCACCAAGGAGCUGCUGCCUGUCACUGAGGCUGGCACUGCCACCAAGGAGCUGCUGCCCGGGCCUGGCACUGUAGAGCUGCUGCCCACCCCCAGGGCUAGCACCAAGGAGGUACUGCCCACCCCUGGGGCUGGCACUGCCACCGAGGAGCUGCUGCCUGCUGCUGGGGCUGGCACCAAGGAGCUGCUUACCACCCCUGGCACUGGCACAGAGGAGCUGCUGCCCACCCCCGGGGCUGGCACAGGCACAGAGGAGCUGCUGCCCACCCCCGGGGCUGGCACAGGCACAGAGGAGCUGCUGCCCAGUGCUGGGACUGUCACUGAGGAACUGCUGCCCACCCCUGGCAGUGUCACCGAGAAGCUGCUGCCCACCCCCGGGGCUGGCACCGAGGAGCUGCUGCCCAACCCCGGGGCUGGCACCGAGGAACUGCUGCCCACCCCCGGGGCUGGCACCGAGGAGCUGCUGCCCACCCCCGGGGCUGGCACCGAGGAGCGCUGCCGGCGCCGCCGGGUGCGCUUCACGCACGGGGCGCGGCCACGGCUGAGCCUGGCACUGCCCGGGCAGUACGAGCUGGUGCAGGCGCUGGUGGCACACAGCGGGCACUGGGACACCAUCCCCGAGCAGGACCUGCAGGUGCCAGGGGACGCCGAGGAUCCCGCACAGAGGGUGGCAGAGCUGGAGGUGGUGCUGCCCUGCGCGCUGCUCAAGGAAGUGGACAUCGUGGUGGCUCCAUGCCGAGGCUUCCAGUCAGCUGAGGCCACCCUGGCCGAGUUUGUGAACCAGGUGCUGCCCGUUGUCACCUUUGCCAUCAGCGAGCCCCAGCUGUCCCCAUCGGACCAGGCAGAACUUCGGGACAUCAAACAAAAAUUCUCCCUCCCCAUCUUCUUCCUGCGAAUCCCCGAGGCCGGCAGCGAGCUGAGCUCUCCCAAAACCCCCCCCAAGGACAAAUCCCCUCUGCACCUGCAGCUGCUGGACCUGGAAUACCUGAGCCCCUCCAGCCCCUGCGGCUGCGGCGUUCCCGGCUCCUCCAUGCUGGUGGAGCAGCUGGAGAAGCUGCGGCUGCUGAGCUCCUUCUCCAGGCAGGUGCUGCAGCAGCACCUGGUGGAGGCAGCCACGAGGCUGAGCGAGGUGCACGGGCGCUGCCUCAACAUCUUCAUCAACCAGGCCUUCGACAUGCAGAGGGACCUGCAGAUCACCCCCAAGAGGCUGGAGUACACGCGCAGGAAGGAGAACGAGCUCUACGAGUCGCUGAUGGGCAUCGCCAACCGCAAGCAGGAGGAGAUGAAGGAGAUGAUCGUGGACACCCUGGGCAAUAUGAAGGAGGAGCUGCUGGAGGAUGCUGCCAGCAUGGAGUUCAGAGACAUCAUCAUUCCCGAGAGCGGCGAGCCCGUCAGCUCCAAGGACAUCAAGCGCUGCAUCCAGCAGAUCCAGGAGCUGAUCAUCUCCAGGCUGAACCAGGCUGUGGCCAACAAACUGAUCAGCUCUGUGGAUUACCUGAGGGAGAGCUUCGUGGGCACCCUGGAGCGCUGCCUCAAGAGCCUGGAGGAGUCCUGGGAGGGCUCCGUGCACCCGCCCCGGGGGCUGGAGAAACCCCGGGAGGGAUCCGUGCACAUCACCAGCAACUAUCUCAAACAGAUCCUGAACGCAGCCUAUCACGUGGAGGUCACGUUCCACUCGGGCUCAACGGUGACCAGGAUGCUGUGGGAGCAGAUCAAACAGAUAAUCCAGCGGAUCACGUGGGUCAGCCCCCCGGCCAUCACCAGUGACUGGAAGAGGAAGGUGGCCCAGGAUGCCAUCGAGAGCCUCAGUGCCUCCAAGCUGGCCAAGAGCAUCUGCAGCCAGUUCCGCACGCGCCUCAACAGCUCCCACGAGGCCUUCGCCGCCUCCCUGCGCCAGCUGGAGGACGGCCACUCGGGCCGGCUGGAGCGCACCGAGGACCUGUGGCUGCGCGUCAGGAAGGAGCACGCGCCCCGGCUGGCACGGCUCUCCCUGGAGAGCAGAUCCCUGCAGGACGUGCUGCUGCACGGGAAGCCCAAGCUGGGCAGGGAGCUGGGCCGAGGCCAGUACGGGGUGGUGUACCUGUGUGACAGCUGGGGGGGACACUUCCCCUGUGCCCUCAAAUCCGUUGUGCCUCCGGAUGAGAAGCACUGGAACGACCUGGCACUGGAAUUCCACUACAUGAGGUCCCUGCAGUCCCACGAGAGGCUGGUGCACCUGCAUGGCUCCGUUAUCGAUUAUGGCUAUGGAGGAGGCUCCAGCAUUGCUGUGCUGCUGAUCAUGGAGAGGCUGCACAGGGACCUCUACACGGGGCUGAAGGCUGGGCUGGAAUUGGAGCCACGGUUGCAGAUUGCCUUGGAUGUGGUGGAGGGGAUCCGGUACCUGCACAGCCAGGGCUUGGUGCACAGGGACAUCAAACUCAAAAACGUCCUGCUGGACAAAAAGAACAGGGCCAAGAUCACAGAUUUGGGGUUCUGCAAACCCGAGGCGAUGAUGUCUGGCAGCAUCGUGGGCACCCCCAUCCACAUGGCUCCCGAGCUCUUCACAGGGAAAUAUGACAAUUCCGUGGAUGUUUAUGCCUUUGGGAUCCUGUUCUGGUACCUCUGCUCGGGCCAUGUGAAGUUACCUGAGGCUUUUGAGAGGUGUGCCAGCAAAGAUCACCUGUGGAACAACGUCAGGAGAGGGGUGCGUCCGGAGCGGCUGCCGGUGUUUGAUGAGGAAUGCUGGCAGCUGAUGGAAGCCUGCUGGGACGGGGACUCCUCCCAGCGGCCUCUCCUGGGAAUCGUGCAGCCCAUGCUCCAGGGAAUCAUGGACAGGCUCUGCCGGGCCCCCUCCGAGCAUCCCAACAAAGGCCUGGAUGACUCCACCUGAGCGGGAGCUGCGGCAGGAUUCCGGGAAUUGAGGCGGGAUUUGGGGAAUUCCAGCCCCGCCCCUGCCGUGGAGCUGCGAGCCAGCCCCGAGCGGGGACAGGGAGGGGCUCAGGGGGGGACAGCUCCAUCCCAGUCCCACCCUGGUAUCCCUAUGGAAUUGUGGGACAGGGGGGUGACAGCUCCAUCCCAAUCCUGGUAUCCCUAUGGAAUUGUGGGACAGGGAGGGGCUCAGGGGGUGACAGCUCCAUCCCAAUCCCACCCUGGUAUCCCUGUGGAAUUGUGGGACAGGGGGGUGACAGCUCCAUCCCAAUCCUGGUAUCCCUAUGGAAUUGUGGGGGACAGGGGUUGACAGCUCCAUCCCAAUCCUGUUAUCCCUAUGGAAUUGUGGGACAGGGAGGGGCUCGGGGGGGACAGCUCCAUCCCAAUCCCACCCUGGUAUCCCUAUGGAAUUGUGGGACAGGGGGGUGACAGCUCCAUCCCAAUCCUGGUAUCCCUAUGGAAUUGUGGGGGACAGGGGUUGACAGCUCCAUCCCAAUCCUGUUAUCCCUAAGGAAUUGUGGGACAGGGAGGGGCUCGGGGGGGGGACAGCUCCAUCCCAAUCCCACCCUGAUAUCCCUAUGGAAUUGUGGGGGACAGGGGGGAGCUCAUGGGGGUGACAGCUCCAUCCCAAUCCUGUUAUCCCUAUGGAAUUCUUUGGGACAGGGAGGGGCUCAGGGUGGUGACAGCUCCAUCCCAAUCCCACCCUCUUAUCCCUCUGGAAUUGUUUGGGACAGGGAGGGGCUCAGAGGGGGCUCAGGGGGUGACAGCUCCAUCCCAACCCCAAUCCUGUUGUCCCUAUGGAAUUGUUUGGGACAGGGAGGGUGACAGCUCCAUCCCAACCCCAAUCCUGUUGUUGCUAUGGAAUUGUGUGGGACAGGGGGGUGACAGCUCCAUCCCAAUCCCACCCUAUGGAAUUGUGGGGGACAGGGGGGUGACAGCUCCAUCCCAAUCCUGUUGUUGCUAUGGAAUUGUUUGGGACAGGGGGGUGACAGCUCCUUCCCAAUCCCACCCUAUGGAAUUGUGGGGGACAGGGGGGUGACAGCUCCAUCCCAAUCCCACCCUAUGGAAUUGUUUGGGACAGGGGGGUGACAGCUCCAUCCCAAUCCCACCCUGCUCUCCCCAUGGAAUUGAGGGAUGGAAAACCCAAACCCUUCCUGCUCACGGGGGGGGUUUGCCAAUCCCACCCCAAGCCUUGGGAGGGAUCCAUGGGAUGGGAAAAUCCCUUCCCAAAACCCCAGGAGAACCAUCCUGCUCCUCCCUCUGCCUUUGGCAGCAAUUCCAGAGCGCUGGGAGAGGAAGGAAAAGGCACCAAAUUUUAGGAUGAGGAAGUGUUGGGAAGCUCCAAGGAGCUGGAAAUGUUUACAUGGACAGGAGCAAAGCUUCCGUUUAUUUUUCUAUGGGGACUUGGAAAACCCCACCUGGAUAAGCUAUUGAUCCCUAAUCCCACCUUUUCCUCCUCUUUUUUCCCUCUCCUUUGCUUCCUUCAAUUUCUUGGAAUGGCUGGAGAAACCUUCCCUUGCUUCCACCCUGCCUUCCUCAGAGGUUCUGCUCUCUAGCAGCACAAAAAGUCCUUAAAAUUCCAGAUUUUUCCAUGGGGAAAA